UCGACGCUCCAUAAAAUCGCUUGCCCAAUAUUCUUCCCUCUAAUAAGUUUCUAGGCUGUCUGUCCCUUUAAACGAGUCAUUUUUUCUUUAAUCCUGAAUUGAUUGCUUAAAUGCGGAGACAGAUAGAGAACAGAGGGUGCGCUUUAUUUAUCAGCGUCUAAAUAUUUUUUUUUUGUCGCCCUCAAAGUUCAUUUUUAGAUGACGGGAAAUAAAUGAACGCUUCUGAUUUUUUAAACCAACUGAAUACAACUCAUUUGAUUCAGAAUGAAACGCCUUUAGGAGGUGACUGACAGCAUCUAGGUCCAGGACUGCACAACUGGAAAACUUCAUAGAAAAAGCUCAUUUUGGAAAUAUGCCUCAAAAAUGUGAUUGAAGAAAGUCGUGAGGAUCAUGCAUUCUGCUCCAAUGAGGUCAAAGUGACAAUCCGACAUGUAUGAGGAGAACCGAAAAAGGAAUGGGUACUCCAAUGAGGAAGAGGAGGGUGGUGGCGAAGCGGAAGAGGAGGAGGAGGAGGAGGAGGAGGGAGGUGGAGGAGUAGAGGGCAAUGAGGAAGAAACAGACGAGUGGGAGGAGAAUGAACGGCCGAAGAUGAACCGUACGGAAACGCUCAACUCCACCACCAGCUCCACUGGAACGCAGAAGAAGAAGAGUCACCAUGUGAAGAAGCAGGUCCAGGGCUCCAACCAAGUCCAACGCGCGCCCAGAGCUCUUUUCUGCCUUAAAUUAAACAACCCCAUCCGCAGGGCCGCCCUUCACCUUGUAGAGUGGAAACCAUUUGAUAUCUUUAUUCUUCUGGCCAUCUUCGCUAACUGUGUUGCUCUGGGGGUCUCCAAGCCUUUUCCCGAAGACGACUCGAACGCCACCAACCAUGACCUUGAACAAGUUGAAUAUGUGUUUUUGAUCAUCUUCACCAUCGAGACGUUUCUGAAGAUCCUUGCGUAUGGCCUUGUCAUGCACCCAAGCUCCUACAUCCGCAACGGCUGGAAUUUACUGGACUUUGUCAUCGUCAUUGUAGGGUUGUUCAGUGUGGUAUUAGAGACUGCUACUCAUAAAUCUGGUGAAACAACUUCCCACACGCCGGGGAAACCGGGAGGUCUGGAUGUCAAAGCUCUCCGAGCCUUCAGAGUCUUACGACCCCUCAGACUGGUUUCAGGAGUGCCCAGCCUGCAGAUUGUGUUAAACUCCAUCAUGAAGGCAAUGGUUCCCCUGCUGCACAUCUCUCUGCUUGUCCUCUUUGUCAUCAUCAUCUAUGCCAUCAUCGGAUUGGAGCUCUUCAUUGGACGAAUGCAUCACACCUGCUAUUUUAUAGGCACAGAUAAUUAUGCAGAUGAUGAUCCAGUCCCGUGUGCGUAUGCGGGUCACGGUCGCCAGUGUGCUGCCAAUGGCUCCGAGUGCAGGGGAAAGUGGGAUGGACCGAACGGUGGCAUCACUAACUUUGAUAACUUCUUCUUUGCCAUGUUAACAGUGUUCCAGUGCAUCACAAUGGAAGGCUGGACAGACGUCUUGUACUGGAUGAAUGAUGCAAUUGGUUUUGAGCUGCCAUGGGUUUACUUUGUAAGCCUGGUCAUCUUUGGAUCCUUCUUUGUUCUCAACCUUGUGUUGGGUGUGUUGAGCGGAGAAUUCUCUAAGGAGAGAGAGAAGGCGAAAGCUCGCGGAGAUUUCCAGAAGCUUCGUGAGAAACAGCAGAUGGAGGAGGAUCUGUGUGGAUAUAUGGACUGGAUCACUCAGGCUGAGGACAUUGAUGAGUUUGAUGAAGACGGGAACAGACGUGUGACCUUGCGUGACCUAGCUGAUAAGAAGAGGGGGAAAUUCGGCUGGUUCAGCCACUCAAACGAAACCCACGCAAGUCUUCCAGCCAGUGAAACGGCCUCUGAGAACACUGAAAACAUAGAUGAGGAACACACUGAUUGUUGUGCUGCUUGCUGCGCUCACAUUAUGAAGAUCCCGUGCUGUCGUGCCCUGCGCCGCUGGAACCGUUGCAUUCGUAGAAACUGUCGUACAGCAGUGAAAUCUGUGACGUUCUAUUGGUUAGUGCUGAUCCUAGUCUUCCUCAACACUGCUCUCAGUGCCUCUGAACAUUAUAACCAACCAGACUGGCUCACUGACAUCUUAACAGGUGAAGACUGGAAUGUAGUAAUGUAUGAUGGUAUCAUGGCAUAUGGAGGCCCGGUUUUCCCUGGAAUGAUCGUUUGUCUUUACUAUGUGAUUUUGUUCAUUUGUGGUAACUAUAUCCUACUGAACGUCUUCUUGGCCAUCGCUGUCGACAACUUAGCAGGAGGGGAUGGAGACAAUAAGAAGAAUGAAGAAACAAAAGAGGGAGAGGGUGACGGUGAAGGUGAAGGUGAAGGAGAGAACGGAGAGGUGAAGGUGGACAUUGACGAUGAGUACGAGGAAGAGGAGGAGCCUGAAGAGGGAGAUGAUGAAGAAGGGAAAGCUCAGCUCAAUGUUGCUGACUUCACUCCUUCUAAAGAGAAAGUUCUACCAAUCCCAGAGGGCAGUGCGUUCUUCUGCCUCAGCAAGACCAACCCAAUAAGAGUGGGCUGCCAUACCCUGAUCCACCACCACAUCUUCACUAAUCUCAUCCUGGUCUUCAUCAUUCUCAGCAGCAUUUCUCUGGCUGCGGAAGAUCCUAUAAGAGCUCACUCCUUCAGGAACAAUGUGUUGGGUUAUGCUGAUUAUGCUUUCACUUCUAUAUUCACUGUGGAGAUCUUACUGAAGAUGACAGUGCAUGGUGCAUUCCUCCAUGAGGGUUCCUUCUGUAGAAACUGGUUUAAUUUGUUGGAUCUUUUGGUGGUCAGUGUGUCUCUGGUCUCCUUCUUCUUACAUUCGAGUGCAAUCUCUGUAGUGAAGAUCCUAAGGGUGCUCAGAGUUCUGAGGCCUCUUCGAGCAAUCAACAGAGCCAAAGGACUCAAGCAUGUGGUACAGUGUGUGUUUGUGGCUAUAAAGACCAUCGGGAACAUCAUGAUCGUCACCACCCUACUUCAGUUCAUGUUUGCCUGCAUCGGUGUUCAGCUUUUCAAGGGUAAAUUUUAUCGUUGCACAGAUGAAGCUAAAAACACUCCAGAACAGUGCAAGGGCACAUUUGUUGUGUAUAAAGACGGAGAUGUGAGUCAUCCAAUGGUGAAAGAGAGGAUCUGGAUCAACAGCGACUUCAACUUCGAUAAUGUACUGAUGGGAAUGAUGGCCCUGUUUACAGUCUCCACUUUUGAGGGUUGGCCAGCGCUGCUCUACAAAGCCAUUGAUGCCAAUGCAGAGAAUCAUGGCCCCAUUUACAACUACCGUGUGGAGAUCUCUAUAUUCUUCAUCGUCUACAUCAUCAUCAUCGCCUUCUUCAUGAUGAACAUCUUUGUGGGUUUUGUCAUCAUCACUUUUCGUGAACAAGGAGAGGCUGAGUUCAAGAACUGUGAGCUGGACAAAAAUCAGAGACAGUGUGUGGAAUACGCCCUAAAGGCCCAGCCGCUGAAGCUGUACAUCCCCAAAAACCCAGUGCAGUACAAGUUCUGGUCUAUAAUCAACUCCACAGGGUUUGAGUACAUCAUGUUUGUGCUGAUUCUCCUCAACACUGUUACUCUGGCUGUGCAGCACUAUGACCAGUCAAAAUUUUUUAGUUACGUGAUGGACAUCCUCAAUAUGGUUUUCACCGGCCUUUUCACUGUGGAGAUGAUCAUUAAACUGAUGGCUCUCAGACUCAGGCAUUACUUUAUCGACGCAUGGAAUUCCUUUGAUGCUCUGAUUGUGGUGGGAAGUGUGGUGGACAUUGUGGUUACAGAGUUCAGCAGCUCAGAGGACAGCUCUCGUGUAUCCAUAACUUUCUUCCGUCUGUUUCGUGUAAUGCGAUUGGUUAAGUUGCUCAGCAAGGGAGAGGGCAUUCGUACCCUGCUCUGGACUUUUGUGAAAUCACUCCAGGCCCUGCCGUAUGUUGCUCUUCUGAUCGCUAUGAUCUUCUUCAUCUAUGCUGUAAUUGGAAUGCAGACAUUUGGAAAGGUCGCCAUGCAGGACCACACACAAAUCAACAGGAACAACAAUUUUCAGACUUUUCUGCAGGCUGUGCUGCUACUUUUCAGGUGUGCAACGGGUGAAGCGUGGCAGGAGAUCAUGUUGGCCAGUCUUCCAGGAAAGCGCUGUGACCCAGAAUCAGACUAUGAGCCCGCGGAAGAAUUCACAUGCGGCAGCAACUUUGCUAUUGUCUACUUUAUCAGUUUCUUUAUGCUCUGCGCCUUCCUGAUUAUUAAUCUGUUUGUUGCCGUCAUUAUGGACAAUUUUGACUAUCUGACCCGUGAUUGGUCAAUUCUCGGACCACAUCACCUGGAUGAGUUUAAAAGAAUCUGGUCAGAGUACGACCCUGAAGCCAAGGGUCGUAUAAAGCAUUUGGAUGUAGUGGCUUUGCUCAGGAGAAUCCAGCCGCCACUUGGAUUUGGGAAGCUCUGUCCUCAUCGUGUGGCCUGCAAGAGGCUGGUUGCCAUGAACAUGCCCCUGAACAGUGAUGGUACGGUGACCUUCAACGCCACCCUGUUCGCCCUGGUCAGAACUGCUCUGAAAAUUAAAACUGAGGGGAACCCUGAUCAAGAGAACGAAGAGUUGAGAAUCAUCAUUAAGAAGAUCUGGAAGAGAAUAAAACCCAAAAUAUUGGAUGAGGUUAUUCCACCCCCUGCUGAGGAAGAAGUGACUGUGGGUAAAUUCUAUGCCACAUUCUUGAUCCAGGACUAUUUUAGGAAGUUCCGGAAAAGGAAAGAGAAAGUGGGUCUGGAAGAUUCAGAGAAUGGUAACCCUUCCGCUCUACAGGCGGGGCUGCGAACUCUGCAGGAUCUUGGGCCAGAAAUGAGACUGGCCAUGAACGAAGAUCUGGAGGAGGAAGAGGAGGGUCUGGAGGAGGAGCAAGAGGAGGAUGAUGCUCGUUAUAAGGAUCUUGGGCCAGAAAUGAGACUGGCCAUGAACGAAGAUCUGGAGGAGGAAGAGGAGGGUCUGGAGGAGGAGCAAGAGGAGGAUGAUGCUCGUUAUAAGAAAAUAGUCCAUGAGACAGAAGGAUUAGAUGAUUAUUCAGACUGCAUAUAUACUGUGGUGCCUGUCUCUUUCCGCGUGCAUCUGUGUCAGGCGGGGCUGCGAACUCUGCAGGAUCUUGGGCCAGAAAUGAGACUGGCCAUGAACGAAGAUCUGGAGGAGGAAGAGGAGGGUCUGGAGGAGGAGCAAGAGGAGGAUGAUGCUCGUUAUAAGAACGAAAAUGGCUAUGCAGGCCACACUGAGCCCUCAAGCAAAAGCCGGCGCUCCUCUUUGGCCACUACACCCAGCGGUGCUCCUGUUCCUGUCUCAGGAGAAGGCAUCUUGAACGGGGGACUGGGAUGUAGGAGCUCCUUAUCAAAAACACAGAACGGGAACGGUGCUUUGGAACACGAGAAUUUCAGAAGAAGAGACAGCAUGCGUUCCUCCUUUCAUUACCAACACAAGAAUGGUGUGAUUGACCAGCUGCCUAGGAGAUCAUCAUACUACAAAUACCCAAGGGGGGACUCCAGGGACAGAUUCUCCUCUCCGCUAUCUCGGCGAGAGGAAGGCGGUGAGUACCCUGGAGAGCAGCGCUUCUAUGGAAAAGAUGAGGACAGCGAGAGUGUCAUCUCUAGAGAAAGGCAUGGUCAUCCAGAGGACAGCACAAUGUUCCCGGGACAUAGAGACAUGUAUGAUGGACACUCUAUGAGACACCCUGUCUACGGUAAUCAUUAUGGAAACAGUUAUGGUGAAGGCAGGAGGACAGCACGGAGACGCCUGCUGCCUGCAACGCCUACUGGGAGAAAGGCUUCGUUUAACAUACAGUGUUUAAGAAGGCAAGGUAGCAGUGAUGAUCUGCCCAUCCCAGGAACGUACCAUCAGAACUCCCCACCCUGCAGAGCGCGUUUACAGGGAUGCGGCAGCUACGAUUCUCGUUGCAGCAGCGCUAGAUCAUCCACGGGUUCAACAGCAUCCUGGGCAAACACCGGCCCUCGACGGGGUCGUCUCCUUUACGCUCCCCUUAUCCUGGUAGAGGAGGAGGGAGCAGGAGGGGCUGGAAGUGUAGGCAUCUGGGACAAAAAGGCCGGUGCCAUCGGAGUGCCUGCGUCGGUUCGGCAUCCCAGUUCGGGAUGGUACUCGGGACCCUCUACGGGUGGAGGGGGGCAGCCAUAUCGAGCCUACACCACCCUCAGAGUCCCCACCCAACUCAGUCCUCACUACAGCGAGAAGAGAGGCAGCGCUGACAGUCUGGUAGAAGCGAUCUUGAUCUCUGAGGGUUUGGGAUUGUAUGCCAAGGACCCAAAAUUUGUAGCCUUUGCCAAGCGUGAGAUUGCAGAUGCCUGUCACAUGACCAUAGAUGAGAUGGAAAGUGCUGCAAGUGAUCUCCUGAGUCGUGCGGGCUCAGGGGAGAGUCAAGGCUUCCUGAACCACACAGACAUGGGGCCCAUAUACAGUGACGAGGAGCCCAUCAGGAGCCACGAGGAAGAGGAACUGGCUGAUGAAAUUGUGAGAUUGCAGAUGCCUGUCACAUGA
Sinocyclocheilus grahami is the source of this 6510-nucleotide messenger RNA. It is a transcript of the gene cacna1fb, whose product is annotated as calcium channel, voltage-dependent, L type, alpha 1F subunit. Gene Ontology annotation, biological process: calcium ion import across plasma membrane. Gene Ontology annotation, molecular function: high voltage-gated calcium channel activity. NCBI's taxonomy places the organism in Eukaryota, Metazoa, Chordata, Actinopteri, Cypriniformes, Cyprinidae. The coding region runs from base 430 to 6510 and encodes 2026 amino acids. Gene Ontology annotation, cellular component: membrane; voltage-gated calcium channel complex. The record is from RefSeq and is a predicted model, not a curated record. The transcript has 49 exons.